Molecule: messenger RNA, 820 nt
Organism: Laetiporus sulphureus 93-53
Lineage: Eukaryota; Fungi; Basidiomycota; Agaricomycetes; Polyporales; Laetiporaceae
Exons: 1
Coding region: 194-724 (176 amino acids)
Source: RefSeq, a predicted model, not a curated record
CAAUGGUAAUCUCGCUGCUCCCAUUCUUCCUCCCAUUGAGAAGAUACAUGAGAUGCAAGUCAAUGGUGAAAGCGGAUGCCCGGCAGACAAGACCACGGAUUCGACCAACGGCCAACAGUCAUGCCGCAGCGGUAAGACGGAGAGCUUCAGUCUAUGGGUCAGUUAGCCGUGCAUCGUGGACCUCGGGUUGAUAAUGACCAGUCUGCGUUCACAGCACCUAUAUUCUUCCGCAAACUAUUCCGAUGAAAGCCCUGCUGCCCCCGUUCAGCAUGAGCUGCGAAUAGUGAACACAACGGAGAGCUCAGACUCAGACGCCUCUUCGCCUACUUUGUGCCGCGCCGAACUCGCUCCCAGCAUUAUGGAGGAGGACGUCGAAGAGUACCACCUGCUAUCGACUCUUCCGAAGGAGACUCGGAGGACUUGGACGAAGCUGAUGAUCGCGGACAUUUGCCAAAGGCUGGAGAGGCUCGAGAAUAUCCUCCGCACUUAUAAUGCAGUUCUCGACCCAAGCUGCGAUUCACCAUGCUCGACCAUGGCGUCCACAUCAGACACUUUCGCGUCCUCCAUCAGAGAUGACUACGAAGAUGAUGCUGAGGAGCUUGCUGCCUGUCUCGAGGCCCUGAAGGAUAUGACGAAACGCGUACAUCAUUCCCGCGAACAGUCCAAAAAGGCAUUGGAGGAGCGGAAGAAGGAAAGGGAGGCAAUUUUAUCGCGCUGCUUGUGAGGAGAGGUAACGACUAGAGCGGGAGUCCAGGGCGAAGGGCUCGAAGCAGAAUGUGCAUCGAACAGUCAUUUUCAUCUACAUUGUCCUGCGUUUAUG